AUGUGCAGCCCCGAGGAGUCCCUGAAGCGCCUAGAGGAGGUCUUCUCGGCCACCCUUGCCCGAAUCAACAGCCUUAUCCUCCAGCCCCUGGUCGAAGCUAUGUGGUUGUGCCCCUGCCCUGCCCCAGAGCCCUCGGACCCCCAGGGCAGAGAGUGCCUGCGGCUCCUGCAGCAGCUGCACCAGAGCUCCCAGCAGCUCUGGGAGGUGACGGAGGAGAGCCUGUGCUCACUAGAGGAGAGGCUGCGCCACCCAGACACCGUUGGACUAGAGUCUCUGCUGCUGCUGCGUGAUACCAAUCAUGUCCUGCAGGUCUACAUGGAGUAUAUCGAGUCCUAUACAAGCUGCGUGGUGGUACAGGCCUUUGAGAAGGCAGCCAAGUGGAGGAGAGACUACUGGCCGGGCCAGCUGAAGGCUCUGCGGAAGAUCCUGUGGGGUUUGAGCACCCAUGGCAAGGUGGGCACCUCGCUGGCCCAGGCCCUCCGCCAGCCUCUUACCAAUCACGUGCAGCACUACAUGUUCCUCCUGCCGAGCCUUGGGGACACCAUCGAGGAGAGUGACCCUGCCCGGGAGCUGGUGGUGCACGCAACCACCUGCUUUGAGGACCUCCAGUCCUUCAUGAAGCAGGCGCUGGACCAGGCCGUGGCCACACAGGCCCUCUGGGACACCCUGAGCAGCAAGCUGAGGGUUGCACUCUGCACCCCUGCUCGCCGACUCCUGCAAGACAGCCAGGACGUCCCGGUGACUGUCACCCCACUGCCGGUGGACCGUGUGCUGCUCUUUGAUGAUGUCCUUGCCCUUCUGCAGGGCCACAGUGUCCACACCUUUGAUCUGAAGCUCAUAUGGGUCGACCCUGAGCAGGACGAGUGCACGUUUCGCCUCCUUACACCUGAGGAAGAGUUCUUUUUCUGCUCCAGGGACCCCCAGGACCAGGUGAUGUGGUGGUACAAGGUUACCCAGGCUGUGUGUCAGGCCCUGCGUGGGAAAAAAGACUUCCCGGUGCUGGGGAUGGGCCUGGAGCAUGCCAAGACCCCUAGCUGCCGCUCCACGGGAGCGUACACCUUCCUGGCAGAGGGUCGGCUCUGCCAGGCCACCUACGAGGGCGAGUGGUGCCAGGGCAGGCCCCAUGGCAAGGGAUCCCUGAAGUGGCCAAACGGGCAGAAUCACGUGGGCAGUUUCUGCCAGGGCCUGGAGCACGGCUUUGGCAUCUGCCUGGUGCCCCAGGCCUCUGAGGACAAGUUUAACUGUUACAAGUGCCACUGGCGGGAAGGCAGGAUGUGUGGCUAUGGCAUCUGUGAGUAUGGCACUGACAGGGUGUACAAGGGCUACUUCCAGGAGGGCCUGCAUCACGGCUUUGGGGUCCUUGAGAGUACCCUGCAGGCCCCUCAUCCCUGCAAGUACACGGGCCACUGGAAGCGGGGCCAGAGGAGUGGCUACGGCAUCCAGGAGGAUGGUGACAGGGGUGAGCGCUACAUCGGCAUGUGGAAGGCUGACCAGCGCCAUGGCCCAGGGAUCAUCGUCACCCAGGCAGGAGUCUGCUACCAGGGGACCUUCCAGGCAGAUAAGAUGAUGGGCCCAGGGAUCCUCCUCUUUGAAGACGACUCUUUGUAUGAGGGCACAUUCACCAGGGACCUGACCCUCCUGGGGACGGGCAAGGUCACCUUCCCCAAUGGCUUCACCCUGCAGGGCUCCUUUGUCACUGGGGUGCAGAAAGGACUUCACACCCAGGGCGUGCUGGACACAGCCGCCCUCCCGCCCGACCCAAGCAGCACCUGCAAGAGGCAGCUGGGCCUGGGCGCCUUCCCUGUGGAGAGCCGCUGGCAGGGCGUCUACGGCCCCUUCCGGGACUUCGUGCGUGCUGGCUGCCCAGGGGCCAUGCAGGAAGCCCUGCUGGGUUUCCACAUGCAGAGCUUGAAGGAGCUGCGCAAGUCCGAGCAGGACCUGUGCUCUGAGAGGACUCCACCGGAUGACAGUGUAGGCAGAAUGGAAGACAUCCUGGAGGAGGUGCUGCAGCACCGGGAGCCCAAGGCCCUGCAGCAGUGCCUCAGGAAGGCUCUGAGCAGCUCACUGCACCCCCUGGGGAAGCUGCUGCAGAUGCUGAUGCUGACCUUCCAGGCCACGUACGCGGGCAUUGGGGCCAACAAGCACCUGCAGGGGCUGGCCCAGGAGGAGGUGAAGCAGCACGCGAAGGAACUCUGGGCCGCCUACAGGGGUCUGCUGCAGGUUGCCUUACGGCGCAAGGGCCAGGCCCCUGAGGAAGAGGAAGAUGCAGAGACAAGGAACCUGCAGGUGCAUGGAUUGGUGCUGCCUCUCGUGCUGCCCAGCUUCUACGUGGAGCUCUUCACUCUCUACCUGCUUCUUCACGAGACAGAGGACAGACUGUACAACCAGGGCAUCACCAACCUGAGCCUCUUCCCUGACACCAAGCUGCUUGAGUUCUUGGAUGUGCAGAAGCACCUGUGGCCCCUCAAGGACCUCACACUGACCACCAAUCAGAGACACUCCGUGGUCAGGGACAAGUGCUUCCUGUCAGCUACGGAGUGUCUGCAGAAGAUCAUCACCACGAUGGACCCUCGGGAAAAGCUGGAGGCCCUGGAGAGGACGUACGAAGAGAUUGAGGCCACUGUGUCUCGGGUGCUGGGCCAGGAGCAAAAGCUGCCCAUGGACGACCUGCUGCCGCUGCUCAUCUAUGUGGUGUCCCGUGCCCAGAUCCAGCACCUGGGAGCCGAGAUCCACCUGAUUCGUGACAUGAUGUACCCCAUCCACACGGGCGGCCUAUAUGACUUCCUGCUCACGGCCCUUGAGUCCUGUUACGAGCACAUCCAGAGGAACGACAUGCAUCGGCUGCUCAGCUGUCGGGACUCCAGGGAGUUCCGGUAGCCCGGCCUCUCCUGGACAGGCCAUGGAGCUGGGAAGGGCCGCUGCGGACUUGCCGUGCAGCGAGCAUGGCCUGGCCCUCAUGGCCCAUGUGCAGAGGGCAGGAUGGCCCCUUGCAGGCGACUCCUGGAGAAGAUGAGUCUCUCGAAGGGAGAUGCCACUGCAGCCCUAACUGGGAUGGGGGUGAGGGGUGGCCCAGAACUGGUGGUUUUCCUUCCUGUGCCACUAGACCCGUCUCUGAUGACCUUGACGUCCAGUAGCUCGCAGGCUGGGGGUGAGGAGCCACUGGCUUCUCCUUGCCUGAGCCUUGCUCCCAAGUCAUUGAGCCUCAAUGUUGCCAUCUGUAAAAUGAACUCAAUUGUCUGUAAAGGAAUCUUUCACCCAU
This is a messenger RNA of Miniopterus natalensis, 3259 nucleotides long. It is a transcript of the gene ALS2CL, whose product is annotated as ALS2 C-terminal like. The record is from RefSeq and is a predicted model, not a curated record. Lineage: Eukaryota; Metazoa; Chordata; Mammalia; Chiroptera; Miniopteridae. Gene Ontology annotation, biological process: regulation of GTPase activity; endosomal transport. Gene Ontology annotation, molecular function: small GTPase binding; guanyl-nucleotide exchange factor activity. Gene Ontology annotation, cellular component: cytoplasmic vesicle; cytoplasm.